CAUUUCAUUAUAGUGUACAUAUACAUUCAUUCAUUUAUUCCAAGAGAAAAAAAUUCCUUGUCACUAUAAAAGACUUUGGUGUUUAGGUUUAGUUAUGCAGUCUGCAAGUAUUCUUCAAACUCUCUACUUCAAAAUGAAAUUUUUAGCUUUGACCAUCUUUGUUUUCUUGUGCUUGGCCGCUUUUGUUGCAGCUGUACCCGCUGAUGAAUCAUUGCCUGGUGAUCUUUAUGAUCAGGAUCAAUACAGUGCACAAAAUCCUCAAUCUUUCUUCAAAUUGAAGAAAAUCAAGAAAUUGUUGUUGGGUUAGAUUUUUAAACUGUAUCUGUAUAUUAUUAUUAAUACUAGUCCUUCUUCUACGUGUCCAUUUUUAUUAAAAAGACGUAAUGUCAUUUUCAUCUUGUGAAUAAAGAAAUAUUAAGUACAAAAUUUAA
Lucilia sericata (common green bottle fly) is the source of this 431-nucleotide messenger RNA. RefSeq lists its product as uncharacterized. The transcript has 2 exons. The record is from RefSeq and is a predicted model, not a curated record. The coding region runs from base 95 to 307 and encodes 70 amino acids. NCBI's taxonomy places the organism in Eukaryota, Metazoa, Arthropoda, Insecta, Diptera, Calliphoridae.